Mustela lutreola (European mink) is the source of this 1530-nucleotide messenger RNA. RefSeq names its product N-alpha-acetyltransferase 80, NatH catalytic subunit (gene NAA80). The record is from RefSeq and is a predicted model, not a curated record. Gene Ontology annotation, cellular component: cytoplasm. Gene Ontology annotation, biological process: protein acetylation. Bases 1 to 1314 code for a protein of 437 amino acids. The transcript has 4 exons. Lineage: Eukaryota; Metazoa; Chordata; Mammalia; Carnivora; Mustelidae. Gene Ontology annotation, molecular function: N-acetyltransferase activity; acetyl-CoA binding.
AUGGGCAAGUGUAAAGUAGGCUCCUUCCUGUUGGGUCUGCAAAGGGCUGCAAGGAGUGGGCACGGUCGAGGAGGAGGUGGAGCCUGCGCUGGGUCACAGCGUUGCUGCGCACGGAGCCGGGAGCUGUGGAUUGGCUACGGCAGGAGAGACAGAGGCGGAGCCAGGGCAAAGACCCGACCUGCGUCGGCCCCGUGUUAUGACGCGCUGAACCGGGGGCGGAGCCUAAGAGGUGACGCGCGGAGGCGGGGUGGGAUCUGGCGGCCUAGGGAAAAUCCGGACCAGGUGGGGCGCUGCGGGCCGCGACGGCUGCAGUGCGUCCGCCACACCACUAGGGGCCAGCGCGGGCGGUCGGAAGAAUCCAAACCACAGAGCGAGAAACCGGCCAGCGCGGAGCGAGGACGCGGAGCAUCCCAGAUCUUGCCUUCAACAUCCAGAGUUGACCCUGAGAUCCAACCUGGCCGCGCUGACCGAGGAUCCUGCACACCAGAGCUGACCCUGAGCCCCAGGCUAGCUGAGCUGACCCCGGGUUCUGCAUGCCAUCCAGAGAUGACCCUCAGUCCUGGCUCCACUGAGCUGACCCUGGAUCCUGCACACCAGCCAGAGGAGACCCCAGCUCCCAACCUGGCUGAACUGACCCUGGAGCCUGUGCACUGCCGACCUGAGCUCCUGGAUGCCUGUGCUGACCUCAUCAAUGAGCAGUGGCCCCGAAGCCGAGCCUCCCGCCUGCACUCCCUGGGCCAGUCCUCAGAUGCCUUCCCCCUCUGCCUGAUGCUGCUGAGCCCCCGCCCCACACCCGAGUCACUCCCCAUUGUGGUGGGUCAUGCCCGCUUAUCACGGGUGUUGGACCGGCCCCAGAGCCUCCUGGUGGAGACAGUGGUGGUGGCCCGGGCUCUGAGGGGCCGUGGCUUUGGCCGCCGUCUUAUGGAGGGCCUGGAGGCUUUUGCUCAGGCCCGGGGCUUCCGCCGGCUGCACCUCACCACCCACGACCAGCUGCAGUUCUACGCCCACCUGGGCUACCAGCUGGGUGAGCCUGUGCAGGGCCUGGUCUUCACCAGCCGACGGCUGCCUGCCACCCUGCUCAAGGCCUUCCCCAGAGCACCCCCUCCCCAGCCACCCUGCAAGCCUCUUAGUCUAACUGCCCAGACUGCCCCAAGAGCCCCCAAGGGGCCGGCACUGCCACCACCCCCUCCCCUGCCUGAGUCCUUGACCACCUCACCCCCACCUCCUGCGAGGCCCCCUCCACAAAGUCUGCUGGAGACACAGUACCAGGACCUGAGAGGAUGCCCUAUAUUCUGGAUGGAAAAGGACAUCUGAGGGCUACCCAUGGCAAAGCACUACUGUCUACAGGGUCGAUGGACUGCUUAGGACAGUACCAGCCUCAUAUGGCCUCAGUACCCCCAUUGGCCAUAGCUCAGUCCCUAGAACCUGGAAGCUGCUUGUUUCCCAAGCACCAGCAAGGCUGGGAGAGGCUCCACAGCUGGGGCUCGGAGCUGUCAGUGUGGCUGAAUAAAGGCUUCUGAUGGGUGCGGC